Brachypodium distachyon (stiff brome) is the source of this 1243-nucleotide messenger RNA. Its product is annotated as translocase of chloroplast 34, chloroplastic. Gene Ontology annotation, biological process: intracellular protein transport. The record is from RefSeq and is a predicted model, not a curated record. The transcript has 7 exons. Gene Ontology annotation, cellular component: chloroplast outer membrane. Gene Ontology annotation, molecular function: protein-transporting ATPase activity; GTP binding. Lineage: Eukaryota; Viridiplantae; Streptophyta; Magnoliopsida; Poales; Poaceae. Bases 1 to 981 code for a protein of 326 amino acids.
AUGGCGACGCCGAUACCCCGUGAGUGGGUAGGGCUGCAGCAGUUUCCGGCGGCCACCCAGACUAAGCUGCACGAGCUCCUCGGCAAGCUUAAGGAGGAGAAUGUGAGCACAUUGACGAUUCUGGUGAUGGGGAAGGGCGGUGUGGGGAAGUCGUCCACUGUCAACUCCAUUGUCGGAGAGAGGGUCGCUAAUGUCAGCGCCUUUCAGUCUGAGGGUUUGAGGCCUAUGAUGUGCUCCCGCACCAGGGCCGGAUUCACCUUGAAUGUUAUCGACACUCCUGGUCUGAUUGAAGGUGGAUACAUCAAUGAGCAGGCUGUUGAGAUCAUCAAGAGGUUUCUUCUGGACAAGACUAUUGAUGUCCUCCUGUACGUGGAUCGCCUGGAUGCGUAUAGAAUGGAUACAUUAGACGAGCAAGUUAUAAGAGCCAUCACUAAUUCAUUUGGAAAGGACAUAUGGCGAAGAACAUUGGUUGUUUUGACCCAUGCCCAACUCUCGCCGCCUGAUGGACUUGAAUACAGUGAUUUCUUUACAAGAAGAUCAGAGUCACUUCUGCGAUAUAUCCGUUCUGGUGCAGGAAUCGGCAAACGAGAACUUGCGGAUUUUCCCUUGCCGUUAGCACUGGUGGAGAAUAGUGGCAGGUGUAAGACCAAUGAGAACGGGGAGAAGAUUCUUCCUGAUGGAACCCCAUGGGUUCCUAACUUGAUGAAAGAAAUUACUGUUGUGGUCUCAAAUGGGAGCAAGCCCAUUCAUGUUGAUCAGAAGUUGAUCGAUGGUCCAAAUCCCAACAAUCGCUGGAAGAUGUACAUACCUCUCAUCCUUGCGGUGCAGUACUUUUUCGUGGUAAAAGGAAUCCGAAGGGCAAUUCAUUCUGACAUUUCGAAUGGGAAGCUGGAUGACUGGGAGCAGCGUUAUAGAGACUUGGUUGGAAGCGGUAACCCUGUAGACCAGAGAGUUUCAUCAUCCCGCAACCCGAAGGCCUGAGUGUAAACUCAGGCCGGUCUCUGCACCAUGGUCUAUUUAGCUCUUAGCAAUGUUCUUUUCCUGCACCUAAUUCCAGUGGUCUGUUUUGGGGACUUUAUAGAGUGCUCUGGGACAACUUGAAUAAAGUUGCUAGCGUUUUGGUUGCUAAGAAAAUGUAUUCCAUUUUGUUAUGCUCUCGCAAUUUUGCAGAUGUUAUUAUCUAAAUUAAGGUAUUUGAAUUUCUUGUGUAGCCUGUAUAUUUGGAGUUGAAUGUGGUUGAUUA